CGUACCGUGUACGUCGGCAAUCUGCCCGCAGAUGCAUCUGUCGACGAGCUCCUCAAUCACGUCAAGUUCGGUCCAAUUGAGAACGUCAAGGUCCUGCCCGAGAAGAGUUGCGCCUUCAUCUCGUUUCUGGACGCCAAUACAGCCGCAGCCUUCCAUGCUGACGCAUCAGUCAAGAAGCUCACGCUGCACGGCAAGGAGCUCAAGAUUGGGUGGGGACGACCGUCGCCCGUCCCUCCCGGGGUAGUCAUGGCAGUCCAGCAGAAUCAAGCAACUCGCAACGUCUACGUUCAGCUCGGUCAAGACGACAACACCACUGAAGAGCAGCUCCGAGAUGACCUCUCGCAUUUCGGGCCAAUCGACCAGAUCAAGAUCGUCCGCGAUAAGAACAUCGGCUUCGUCCACUUCCUUUCCAUCCAGACUGCCAUCCAGGUCGUCUCUCAGCUCCCUCAGGAACCAGAGUGGGCGAAUCGCCGCGUCAACUUCGGCAAGGACCGUUGCGCAUACGUGCCCAAGUCGCAACAGCAAAAUCAGGCGCACAACAGCCAUGCAGCCGCAAUGGGCAUGGCGGCAGCCGCUUCGCUGGGCUACCCAACUGCAUUUGGCUUUGCGGGCGCCGGUGCCGGAGUACCAGCAAGCGCUCCAGCUCGAGUCGGCGGAUUCGCAGACGCCCAGGCCGGCACCUCCUCAAUGGACGACUCCCUUACAUCCCCUACCUACCUGGAUCGCUCCCUCGACCAGAUCGGGAACCGCACCGUCUAUCUAGGAAACAUCCACCCCUCAGCCACCAUCGAAGAAAUCUGCAACCACAUUCGCGGAGGUAUUCUGCAGACGGUACGCUAUUUGCCUGAGAAGCACAUCGCCUUCGUCACGUUCGUCGAUGCCAACUCCGCCUUGGCGUUCCACCAUCUGAGCAGCGAGAUGGGCAUCUUGCUUCACCAUCGCCGACUCAAGAUUGGCUGGGGCAAGCACUCCGGACCACUCUCGCCGGCAAUCGCCAUGGCAGUUCAGGCCGGGUGCUCCAGAAAUGUCUACAUCGGUAACAUCGAGGACGCCAACUUCCUCAAUGAGGACAAGCUGCGCGCCGACUUCUCCCGCCAUGGGGAUGUCGAGCUGGUCAACUCUCUUCGCGAGAAGAACUGUGCAUUCGUCAAUUUCUGCAGUAUACAGAACGCGAUCAAGGCUAUUGAGGCAAUGAAGUCUCAUCCAGACUACUCGGGCGUCAAGAUCUCGCAUGGUAAGGAUAGGUGCGGG
This is a messenger RNA of Jaminaea rosea, 1251 nucleotides long. RefSeq lists its product as hypothetical. The record is from RefSeq and is a predicted model, not a curated record. Gene Ontology annotation, biological process: mRNA splicing, via spliceosome. Gene Ontology annotation, cellular component: cytoplasmic stress granule. The transcript has a single exon. The annotation marks the transcript as partial. NCBI's taxonomy places the organism in Eukaryota, Fungi, Basidiomycota, Exobasidiomycetes, Microstromatales. Gene Ontology annotation, molecular function: mRNA binding.